Triplophysa rosa is the source of this 1276-nucleotide messenger RNA. Its product is annotated as polyadenylate-binding protein 1-like. The transcript has 6 exons. The record is from RefSeq and is a predicted model, not a curated record. Gene Ontology annotation, molecular function: poly(A) binding; poly(U) RNA binding; mRNA 3'-UTR binding. NCBI's taxonomy places the organism in Eukaryota, Metazoa, Chordata, Actinopteri, Cypriniformes, Nemacheilidae. The coding region runs from base 32 to 1276 and encodes 414 amino acids. Gene Ontology annotation, cellular component: ribonucleoprotein complex; cytosol; cytoplasmic stress granule.
AUACUGUGAGUUGAUUCUUUUUACAGGUCAGAUGACGUCGUUCAUCGGAGGAAAUUGUGGAGCUGGUGUACCGAGGGAUCAGAUCGCCUCGCUGUUCGUGGGGGAUCUUCAUCCAGAAGUGUCCGAGUUCCUCCUCCAUCAGACGUUCAGCCCGUUCGGUCCGAUCCAGUCCGUGCGGGUCUGCAGAGACAGGGUGACUUGGCGCUCCCUGCGGUAUGGUUAUGUUAACUUUGUUAACGUCGCCGAUGCUGAGAGUGCCACGGACACCCUAAUGUGUCAGGAUCUUCUGGGCAGACCCAUGCGAAUCAUGUUCUCCCAGCGUGAUUCCACUCUGAGGACGACUGGGGUGGGGAACAUCUACAUCAAGGGUCUGGCCAGCAGCAUCGAUGGUGCCCGCCUUCAUGACACCUUCUCGCGUUUUGGGAAGAUCCUGUCGUGCAAGGUGGUCUGUGAUGCAAAUGGAUCCAAAGGUUAUGGAUUCGUCCACUUUGCCACCUUCGAAGCGGCAGAGGAGGCCAUCAAAGCGCUUGAUGGCAUGCUGUUGGACGACCAGCUAGUGUCCAUUUGCCACUUUAAAACCUUUGAGGAGCGUCAGGUUGAGCCAAAGGUUAUGGCUCAGGACAGCGGGAGGCACUACCCGGGGGUGAGUCUGUACGUGUCUAAUCUGCCCUAUAGCUUCAGUGAGCAGCAGCUGUCCAGAGCGUUCUCACCCUUCGGAAGCAUCAUCAGUGCCAAGUUGUAUGAGUGUCAGGUACGAGAUCGGAUUCAGUUGCAGGGUAACAGAAGUUUAUUAAGACAAAAGGCAAAGACAACAACAAAACAAGAGUUCGACAAUCACUGGGGGGGCCAAGCAAAGGAGACAGUCCAUGGGGAGGGGACAGCAGACUCAAGCGCUCGGCCACAGAGGGAGAGGUGGCUCUGGGAGGGUGGAGGUGGUGGCGAGGGGCUGGGACGGCCUGGGGAGAGCAGCGGGGACCAGCCGAGAAAGCCCUGGCAUGGACUACCCCACGACGGGGAGAGACGACACCACUUGGGGAGAGUUGAACCCACUACGGGAGAGACGAACCCACUUGGGCAGAGACAAACCCACUUUGGGAGAUAUGCAGACCACCCCGGGACACCUGAGCCCACACGGGGGAAGAAGCUCACGAGGCAGGCCGAGUGGUGGGUGACAGGCACUGAGUACGUGACAGGGCCACCACUGACGCCGGAAGGCCGGGAGGAGAUCUUGGGGUACAGCACAGAUCACAGCACAGAUCAAAGUACUGGUGCCUAG